Messenger RNA from Chanos chanos (milkfish), 2258 nucleotides. It is a transcript of the gene mcm7, whose product is annotated as minichromosome maintenance complex component 7. The transcript has 15 exons. The record is from RefSeq and is a predicted model, not a curated record. Gene Ontology annotation, biological process: DNA replication; double-strand break repair via break-induced replication; DNA strand elongation involved in DNA replication. Gene Ontology annotation, molecular function: ATP binding; single-stranded DNA binding; ATP hydrolysis activity. Bases 1 to 2184 code for a protein of 727 amino acids. NCBI's taxonomy places the organism in Eukaryota, Metazoa, Chordata, Actinopteri, Gonorynchiformes, Chanidae. Gene Ontology annotation, cellular component: nucleus; MCM complex.
AUGGCUCCGAAGGAUUAUACGGCAGAGAAGGAAAAGUGUAAGAGGUUCCUUCAGGAGUUUUACACUGAGGACAACAACGGAAAGAAGGUGUUCAAAUAUGGAUCCCAGCUGGUCUCUCUGGCACACAGGGAGCAGGUUGCAUUGGUGGUGGAUCUAGAUGAUGUAGCAGAAGAAGACCCUGAGCUGGUUGAGAGUAUCUGUGAAAAUGCCAAACGCUACACAGGCCUCUUCGCGGAUGCCAUUCAUGAGCUACUGCCAGAGUACCGUGAGCGAGAGGUGGUGGCGAAAGAUGCCCUGGAUGUUUAUAUUGAGCACCGGCUGAUGAUGGAGAAUCGGGGUCGCGACCCUGCUGACACGCGUGACCCCCGUAACCAUUACCCAGCUGAGCUGAUGCGCAGAUUCGAGCUGUAUUUCCGCCCCCCAUCUACAGCGAAGCCAAAGGUUGUUCGGGAUGUGAAGGCAGACAGCAUUGGGCACCUGGUGACUGUGAGAGGAAUUGUUACCCGGGCAACAGAAGUCAAACCCAUGAUGGCUGUCGCCACAUACACAUGUGAUCAGUGUGGAGCUGAGACGUACCAACCGAUCCAGUCGCCCAGCUUCAUGCCCCUGAUCAUGUGUCCCAGUCAGGAGUGCGUCACCAACAAGUCGGGCGGACGCCUCUACUUACAGAGCCGUGGGUCAAAGUUUGUCAAGUUCCAGGAACUGCGCAUCCAGGAACAUAGCGAUCAGGUUCCUGUCGGUAACAUUCCUCGCAGUAUGACCAUAUAUGCUCGUGGAGAAAACACACGCAUAGCCCAGCCCGGAGACCAUGUGGCUGUUUCCGGAGUCUUCCUGCCGCUGCUCCGCUCCGGCUUCAGACAGGCUGUACAGGGCCUGUUGUCUGAGACGUACCUUGAGGCUCAUUGCAUCACUCUGAUGAAUAAGACCGAGGAUGAUGAGCUGGGCACAGAGGAUCUGACCGAGGAAGAGCUGCGUCAAAUCACUGAGGAGGAUUUCUAUGAGAAACUGGCAGGCUCCAUUGCUCCAGAGAUCUUUGGCCAUGAGGACGUGAAGAAAGCCCUGCUCCUGCUGCUGGUGGGCGGAGUCGAACAGGCGCCACGUGGCAUGAAGAUCAGAGGGAACAUUAACAUCUGUCUAAUGGGAGACCCUGGUGUGGCUAAGUCUCAGCUCUUGUCAUAUAUUGACCGCCUUGCACCUCGCAGCCAGUACACAACUGGGCGUGGCUCCUCAGGUGUGGGUCUGACUGCUGCUGUGAUGCGUGACCCUGUCACUGGGGAGAUGACCCUGGAAGGCGGGGCUUUGGUGCUGGCCGACCUGGGCGUUUGCUGCAUUGACGAAUUUGACAAAAUGGCCGACGCUGACCGCACUGCCAUCCAUGAGGUCAUGGAGCAACAGACCAUCUCCAUCGCCAAGGCCGGCAUAAUGACAUCCCUGAACGCUCGCUGCUCCAUCUUAGCUGCGGCCAACCCCGCGUACGGCCGCUACAACCCCCGCAAGAGCAUCGAGCAGAACAUCCAGCUCCCCGCGGCGCUGCUCUCUCGAUUCGACCUGCUGUGGCUGAUACAGGACAAACCCGACCCGGACGCAGACCUCCGCCUGGCCCAGCACAUCACAUACGUCCAUCAGCACUGCAGGCAGCCUCCUACACACUUCAGCCCCAUCGACAUGAAACUCAUGAGGCGUUACAUCUCAAAAUGUAAGAAGAAGCAACCAGUAGUGCCAGAGUCUCUGACCGAUUACAUCACAGCUGCAUAUGUGGAAAUGAGAAAAGAGGCCCGAGUCAGCAAAGACACCACCUUUACCUCCGCCCGCACGCUGCUGUCCAUCCUGCGCCUCUCCACCGCACUGGCUCGGCUCCGUAUGGUGGACGUUGUGGAGAAAGAGGAUGUCAAUGAGGCUAUGAGACUGAUGGAAAUGUCAAAGGACUCACUGCAGGCAGACAAGACAAAUAACACCAGGGUACAGCGACCAGCGGAUGUGAUUUUCUCUUUGCUGCGUGAGCUGGCAGGAGAGGGUUCUGCCGGAAAGGGUGGGGCCGGGAGCGUGGUGCGCAUGGCCGAAGCAGAGCAAAGGUGUGUGUCCCGCGGUUUUACUCCAGCACAAUUCCACGCCGCCCUGGAAGAGUACGAGGAACUGAACGUGUGGCAGAUCAACCAAGCCCGCACACGCAUCACCUUCAUCUGAACACACACCCACCUAAUCCGCCCCAAAAAAACAAAAAAAAAACCCCAUACAUGCACCACCUUAAUAUGAACAAC